CGCUCUGACACAGAGGUGUAAGUUACUUUUGCCCACUUUAACUCACUUUCAAAGAGUGUUGAAGCUGCUGACGGCUCCAGAAUCGCUCCUGUCAACCGCUCCUGACUCGGUCUACAUGUCAGAGCCCUCAGUGCCAUUUCUGGAGACCAAACUGGUGUGUUUUUAGUUGACUUACGGUGCGACAGCAAGGUGUCCUGGGCAGCUGCGGGAGACCUUAAGAGAGCGACGGAUUUGCUCCAAGUAAAGGACAGCUCUCUGUUAGUUUCCUUUUGAAUUCCUGGAGUAUGUCUGUCACCAUGGACAGUAAUUAGACGUCUUCUUUUCACGAUAACUCCGAGAGGGAAAAAAAAAAAAAGAGAGAAAGUGUGUGUGAGAGAGGGAGAGAGAGUGAGAGAGCGAGCUUAUGCUACCCUUCACCUUUGGAUAUCUAUGGAGAGGGAGUCCUGCAUGCUGUCACGCCGCUCUUGGAGUUACUUGCCGCCGAGACAACACCGUGAAUGUUGACUUCAGCGACCUGGAUAGCUGAAGACGACACACUUAAGCUCAUUUGAAUGCCUUUGCAAGGGUUUCGCUGGUUUCUGUGCUGCAGGCAGGGCUUCAGUUUGCUCGGACGGGACUAUGGGGAGAAAGAGGAGGAAGAGUCUUUUGAAUUGCGCAACAAGGAGGACUUGACUUCCAAUGGACGGAGCCCAGCUGAGGUGACUGUUUCUCAACCAACUCGAACAGCCAAUGGAACAAACGGACACACUGUCUCAGAGGUUUCUGACGAGAUGAAGAGUCUGAUCAUUGAGAAGAAUAAAAUGGGCCUGGAGGAAGACCUUGAGCUGCUGGUCAAAGGAUGGCUGUUGAGGGAGGUGCGUGGCAGCUGGAUUAAGCAGCGGCGCUACUGGUUUGUGCUGAGCCAGGACUCCCUCGACUACUACAGCGGACCGGAGAAAGGAGCCCGCAGACUGGGUACCCUGGUCCUCACCAACCUCUGCUCUGUCAUCUGGCCAGACAAACAGACCUACAAAGAGACGGGCUACUGGAGCAUCACAGUGUAUGGGCGGAAGCACUGCUACAGGCUGUUCACCAAGCAUUUCAAUGAGGCUGUGCACUGGGCAUGUGCCAUCCAGAAAGUCAUUGAUACCAAAGCACCCGUCGAGACGCCUACACAGCUCCUCAUCCGAGACAUUGAGGAGAAUAAGUUCAACCCUGAGGCUGUGGAGCACAUCUACCAGCACAACCCCAUCUUGAAGUAUACCCAGGGCCCCCUAUAUGCCCCUCUGCUGCCCUUUCCCUACGGCAGCCUGGAGCACACAUACCACAGCGGGAAAGGCUACGGUUCAGUGCGUGAGGAGGCUGUGAAGCUCUUCAACUGCCUGCAGCAGCUGGAGUCGGCACGGGAGCCGGUGCCCAUCAUCCAGGGCGUGCUGCAGACCUGCCUGGACCUGCGGACCCUCCGUGACGAGGUCUACUGCCAGCUGGUGAAGCAGACCAGCUGCACCCCCGCCCCGCACACCGCUGCACACCUCCGCUACUGGCAGCUCCUCACCUGCAUGAGCUGCACCUUCCUGCCCAGCUCCACCAUACUCAAGUACCUGAAGUUCCAUCUCAAGAGGAUCCAGAGCCAGAGUCCCGAUUCUGAGAUGGAUAACUAUGCGUCAUUCAUUGGCGAGGCCCUGGAGAAGACCAAGUGUCGGGAAUGUGUGCCAUCCUGGGAGGAGAUCCAGAUGCUGAUGAACAGACAGGAGAUGCUAUGCACCGUGCACUACCCUGGCCCAGGUUCCUGCCAGCUCUACAUCAGCUCACACACUACUGCCAAUGAGGUGGUGCGGAGGAUGCAGGAGAAGCUGGGUCUGCAAGAGAGCAAAAACACCUUUGCACUGUAUGAGCAAAACACACUGUGGGAGCAGCCCGUGGCCAGUGGCACUCUCAUCGCAGACAUCUUGACCAGGUUUGAAAACCUCUCCUCCAAAGAGUCAGAGUCCAACUCCCAAUGGAAACUGUGUUUCAAGCUCUACUGCCUGUUGGAUGCUGACAGCAUAUCAGUGGACAGCAUUGAGUAUCUCUUCCUCUUUGAGCAGUGCCAUGAGAUGGUGGUGCGAGGCCAGCUGCCAGCGUGUGAAGAGGACCUCCAGGCCUUGGCUGCCCUGAGGCUUCAGUGUCUGAUUGGAGACUUCAGCACCCAUGCCCCCUGCCCUCCUCUGGACGACCUCUUCCCAAGUCACAUGGUGGAAGCCCGGGUCCUCGUUUCCCUUUCGGCCCCCCCAGCCUUGCCCCCCUGCCAGUUGGCGGCUCAGGGCUGCCCCACGUCGCAGCGCUUCCCCACAGGCCUCCUGGCAGGGGCACUGUGGAGCCACACAGCCACAGCAGCCCACAAACAGAAGGUGGAGCAGGACAUGCGUCUGCGCAGUCGGCUGAAGGAGGAGGCGGCGGCUGUUAUGGGCUCCAUCGUGGAGCGCUGGAAAGGUCUGGCCGGCUACAGCCGCAGGGACAGUAUGGCAGCCUACCUCGCCAUCGCACGCCAGUGGUCAGGGUUUGGAUGCACUCUGUAUGAGGUGGACUUCUAUAUUAGUUCAACAGGGAGUUUCUCCCAGAAGCUGUGGCUGGGCGUAGCUGCUACAUCUGUGUCUCUGUAUCGGCAGGGAGAGGCUGAAGCACUAGAGUCUUUCCCUUAUGGCCAGAUCUGCUCCUACGGUGUCUCUGACAGCAACACCUUCAAGAUCACGGCUGGGGAUCGGGAUUUACUGUUUGAAACCACCAAGCUGACUGAGAUCAUGCAGCUGAUGAAUGCCUAUUUCAGUGCCAUCCAUCGCAAGCGAGGGAAAGGAGAGGACACCGGCAUCACUGUUGCAGACAGCACCGAGGUGGCCUUCCAUCACCUGGCUUCGACACCGACCCCCACCCUCCUGGAGCUGCCCUCGCACCCAGUGUGAGAAGGACCCGCUCCCUCCUCCACCACAAUCCGCCAUCCACCAUCCUCCUCCACGCGGCCCCUCGGAGGCUGGCCCCAGCCCUCAGGACCCUGCGCCUCCUCCGCUGGGAACAGCACAGCAGCCAAAACAAAGAGAGGGCUGUUUUCACUCCCCAUCCGUGAAAAUAAACCCUUACUGAGCUUUCCAGCUGAAGGAGCUGGGCGAUGGAAGGGUGGGGGUGGUGAGGGGACGGGACGGGAAGGGGUUCUGUUUUGCGAGUGAGGCCAGAAACCCACAGAAACCAAUGCGGUUGCUGAUGAGGUGUCACACACCCCCCACCCCCAUCCUGUCACGCAACCACCUCUGUUGCCAUACAUGGUAACAACCCCCCCCCACGCCUCACCCCACCCCCACGACAAUGUGAGAUGUUGGCAUGGGUCUCGCUACAUCAGGGAGAGAUAAUGUCACGAAAGUUAGGACUUAUGGUAAAAAGAAGCUGUGGUACUCGCCCAUGAAGGUAUGGCUCUGUGUGAAAACAUGAAAACCCAACUCUCCCUCUCUCUCUCUCUCUCUCCGUUUCCCGAAGUGUGCCAUAUUUGUAUCGCCUUUCCUAGAAGGCAAUCGUCCCUCAUGCACUGCUGGAAUAGUGGUGAGAACAUUUAGUGCCCCCCUGCCCGUACUCUACUUUGGAUCUCUCUCUCUCACACACACAGGCACACACUCAGUCACUCACCCACCCUUAUGCUGACACGUUCAUCAGAAACGGUCAGUUUUCCUAAGACCCCAGCCAGGCUUGCAUUACCUGGAACUGUUGAUGCAGCGAGCCAUGUGAACUUGGAACUGGAAACAGAUGUUGAGCUCUGUAGCUAAGUCACUUUGGCUGCUAAGGCCAUAUAGACUCUUCCCUCUGGGAUUAUUAGUUGUGUGUGUGUGUGUGUGUGUGUGUGUGUGUGUGUGUGUGUGUGUGUGUGUGUGUGUGUGUGUGUGUGUGUGUGUGUGUGCGUGCGCGCGCGGGUGUGAUCAUGGAUGAGAAACCAAUUCCUGGAUGGGACAUUCAGGAUCUGGGCUAAUUCUGUUCAACAGAAACCAAAGGAUUUUGGGGCUGUGUCUGCGUUGUUUCCACCAAACAUUGUGAUCAUUGUUGCUGCUUGUAUGGGCUGUAAUCCUCAACAUAAAACUUGUCACUACUUUGGCUAACACUUGAUUGAUCACUGAUCUUGUCAGUUACUAUCAUAACAUAAUAUUUUUCUACUGAAAAUGACAGGUGCUUCCCCAGCCACUUUUUCCCACAUCUUAACAUAUUUUGGAAGAAGUGGAACUGGGCUGUUUUGUUUUUUUUUUGGCAGCAUUGGAGUUCACAUGAAACCCCCAGUCAGUGAUGUGGACAUUUGAAAGUUGAAUUGAAAAAGACAUGUACCAUGUAGGUCCCCGUUUCUCUCCUUGUCUUUAAACAGAAGUUCUUCUAAUCAGGCCAUGGAUGCUCUUGUAGUGUUAUUUAUGCAUACUCUGUGGCAUUUUUUUCUUACUUUUUUAUGUCUUAAAUGCAGACCUAGGUGCAUUUUGAUGUCAGGUUUGCUUUUACCGAUCAGAGCUAUAGAUGUUUUUGUUUUGUUCCCUCAUGCAGGUCAGAUGUGUAAAACCCUGUGUACCUCCACCUGUGCAAAAAGUAGUCAUAGUGCCUCUGUGUUCAUUACCUGGGUGUUUGUCUUUUAGUUUACUCGUGAAGCCAAAGUUUUGCCAAGUCAUGGGUUUGAGCAUGGACCAAAGAUGUUUUUAUAAGCUUUUAUAACAAGAAAUUAUCCCCAAAGCAGACAAACUCCCCAAUUUAUAUUUGCAAGCUUUCAUUUAUUGUCAUUUUCCCUUAGACUUGUUUGACAAAUGUAAAGGCAUCUUCUGUUGCGUAGAGUGUACAUCUUAUUUUAUUGUACAUAAAGACCAUUUUAGAAUCUGAGACCAGUUAGCUUUUCUCAGGAUCCUUUCACUGUGUAGUCCGCUACACAACCCCAUGUGGUAACCAGCCCCCCCCCCCUGAAAAAAAUACGACUUAAGUCUUCUCACCAUGGAAGGCCAGGACAAGUCUUUGCACAGUCAGGCCUGUCUCCUGCCCACACGCAGGCCCUUGCAUUUUCUACUGCAGCUGCAGGCAGCUCUGAGCUACAUGUAUGUAAAGGUUAAAAAAAA
This is a messenger RNA of Myripristis murdjan (pinecone soldierfish), 5078 nucleotides long. It is a transcript of the gene plekhh3, whose product is annotated as pleckstrin homology, MyTH4 and FERM domain containing H3. Gene Ontology annotation, cellular component: cytoskeleton. NCBI's taxonomy places the organism in Eukaryota, Metazoa, Chordata, Actinopteri, Holocentriformes, Holocentridae. The record is from RefSeq and is a predicted model, not a curated record. The coding region runs from base 552 to 2918 and encodes 788 amino acids. The transcript has 13 exons.